Messenger RNA from Exophiala aquamarina CBS 119918, 795 nucleotides. RefSeq lists its product as uncharacterized. The record is from RefSeq and is a predicted model, not a curated record. The transcript has a single exon. NCBI's taxonomy places the organism in Eukaryota, Fungi, Ascomycota, Eurotiomycetes, Chaetothyriales, Herpotrichiellaceae. Bases 1 to 795 code for a protein of 264 amino acids.
AUGGCUCCCCAUAAACCAAAACCCCAGAUUCCACUAGAUCACACCGGUCCGAUGGAAGUUGUCUGCCUCGGUCUACCUCGUUGUGCGACCUCGACACUCAAAUUGAUCCUCGAAGAAACCCUCGCCAUAGGCCCCUGCAUGCACAUGUCGCGCUGUCUCCUCGCCCCGGAGAAGAUGGCGCUUGUCGAACGCGCUCUUCGCGAGCUUGACCAAACUAAACGACGCGCUCUCCUCAACGAGCUUUUUAAAGGAUGUGCCGCAACCGCCGAUUUCCCCGGACAUCUCUUUGUGGAAGACCUGGUUGUAAUGUACCCAAAUGCCAAGUUUGUGCUCAACAUUAGGGGCAGUGGUGCCAAGUCAUGGAGCGAGAGUAUGCAGGAGGCAAUCGCGCCGUUCCUAAGUCUCAAGUACCGAGUUGCGUGUUGGUGGAGCCUCGCGGAUUGGCAGCACUACCAGGCUGAGGUGGCUUGGGAUGAGUUCGUCAAGCGGAAGCUGGGAGGAAAGAGUUUCUGUCACGAGGAGGUGUAUCGGCUGCAUAACGAUUGGGUCCGACGGACAGUGAAAGAGUCCGGAAAACGGUUGUUGGAGUGGGAGCCCGGAAUGGGUUAUGAACCGCUUUGUGAGUUCAUUGGCAAGGAGGUGCCAGAUGGCGAGAUUCCGAAGACUAAUGAAAGGGGUCAAAUGAAGCGAGUGUUGGCAUGGAGGAUAAAAAUAGGGCUGAAGCUGUGGUUGAGAAAUGUUAUGUUGCCGACAGCACUCAUCAGUGGUAUCGCCGUGGCAUACACAAUCUCUUGA